AUGGCCCAGCGUCGUCGGCAAGCCCGUCUACCUACCUCAAUUCCGCAUCGCUCUCGUCCGAACCCCAAACCUCACCCCCGAUAUGCUCAAUUCCGCGUUCCCCUCAACUUCAACAAGUUCGAUCUCCGCAGCUACCUAUGGCACUUGUACGGAGUCGGAACUCUCAGCAUCCGCAGUUACGUCCAGGCACAACCAAUCACACGAGUCUCGCGCGAUAACAAGGGUUUCGGCCCGUGGCGUCGACCUAAGUCGCAGAAGCGCAUGACCGUUGAAUUGAAGGAGCCCUUCGUCUACCCUACGCAACCGAAGGAUCUGACCCCAUGGGAGCAUGAAAGCUGGGCAAAGGCCGAGAAGUGGCAGAUCGACAUGCAAGAAAAGGAGAACCCCAAGCCGAACAAGGGUGAAAAGCCCGAUCAAGAGUUGCGCGAUGCCUACAAAGAGCAGGCUAAGGCGCUGCUCGAGAAGAAGGAGACUUGGAGACCUACCUGGCAGGCUUUGGGCUUGGAGCCACACCAAGCCGCUAAGAAUGGCGGCUUCAUUCCUUCCUCUACGCUGCCAGCUUGGUAUUCUAAGCAUCGGAAGCACGGAGCGCGGUAA
Molecule: messenger RNA, 597 nt
Organism: Penicillium coprophilum
Lineage: Eukaryota; Fungi; Ascomycota; Eurotiomycetes; Eurotiales; Aspergillaceae
Product: mitochondrial 54S ribosomal protein uL23m
Exons: 3
Coding region: 1-597 (198 amino acids)
Biological process (GO): mitochondrial translation
Cellular component (GO): mitochondrial large ribosomal subunit; ribosome
Molecular function (GO): structural constituent of ribosome
Source: RefSeq, a predicted model, not a curated record